GUAGUGUCAACAAACAAUCUGUCCGUGCGUCCCAGUGUCGUUGUGUCAUUGCCAUAAACUAAGAACACCGCUCCUGUCGGAGCGAUGCGUGCGACGAGGAGCACCUGAUGCGGAACGCUCGCCGCCAAGAACAUGGCUUACAUUUUCGUGCAGGCGUCGCAGAUAUCUUCCGCUCGCGGAACAGAGUGCGCGCACAGGAAUGACAGUGAGCACAAGCAUCGACGCAAUCUCAUCUCCGCUUGGGAAGUGUCAUUGCAAAACGAGCCUCUAGUCCCGUCACCCGAUGAAGUCGCAAGCCCGCCUCGUUGACGUAUUGCUAUUCCUAAGUGUUCCAGACUCCAUACGAUCUCCCGCUUCCGCGGCCAGGCUUUCCGAUGGCCGGACAGAGGACGGUGUACUUCGUGAGGUGCCUGUUUGUCAUUUCCGUGCUCGCAGCCGUGUGCUUGUUGAAAUAUGAAUACACCAACCUCUGGACAAAUACGCCGGAGGGCAUUCCGAAAGCCAAGAAAUCUCAGAGCACGGGUCAACCCCGGCCACAACCGAGUGCGACGAACGUCAUCGGCCUAGCACCUACAGAGCGGGUCAAGUUGGUUGUGGUCACAUGCAAGAGCCUGCUCAACAUGACUCUCACCAACAUCAAGUCGGCAGUGGCCUUCACGACGGUGCCGUUGGAGCUCCUGCUUUUUGCUGACGACGAGAACAGAGAGCCGCUGCUACAGGCGAUUUCUUUGUGGCCCGAGAGCGUGCUGAAGCGUGUCCAUUACAAGGUGUCACCAGUGAAGUUCCCCGAACCGGAUGCCAAGAAGUGGCAGACCCUCUUCAAGCCUUGCGCAUCUCAGCGCCUAUUCCUUCCCAGCAUGCUGCCAGACGUGGACGCAGUCAUCUACGUGGAUGCCGAUGUCCUGUUCCUAAGCCCCAUUGAGAAGCUGUGGCAGCACUUCGCAUCCAUGAACAGCUCGCACCUGGCAGCGUUGGCCCCCGAGAGUGAGGACUAUGCCACCAACUGGUACCGGCGCUUCGCCAGGCACCCUUUCUACCAACCGCUUGGUGUCAACUCGGGCGUAAUGCUGAUGAACCUCACCCGCAUGCGGAAGUUUGGCUGGGAGGAGCGCCUGGGGCCGCUGCUGCAGAGGUAUGGCCGCGACAUCACCUGGGGUGACCAGGACCUCCUCAACAUCUUGUUCAGCGCCCACCCUGAACGCCUGUUGCUGUUUUCGUGCCGAUGGAACUACCGGCCCGACCACUGCAUGUACGGAGCGUACUGCACCGCGGGACCGCCGGCUGUUGUCCACGGGUCUCGCAAAGCCUUUGUCAAAGACUCGGAGCCGGCUUUCCGGGAACUUCACCAGGCCAUGGGGCAGUACGAGCUUGGCGAAAGCCUCCGGGACACUUUCAUUGCCGCUUUCAAGCAUGGACUCAGCCAGAGUCGCAAGACUCGCUGCGGGGAGGAGUUUCUCAAGCAGGUGGUUCACUGGGAGGCGACGGCACGCAGCAUCGACAGUGCUGCCACCAAGACCAGACAGAGUACAGAGUCCUGAGAAGAAUCCUUGGCUGGGAUAAUGUAACGAUUCUAUUCCAAUGCUAUUUCUUUUAGCACUUGAUCACUUGCCACGCUUACAUUAUCACCGAGAUUCGUUAGUCAUGAAUGGUGAACAAUGAGAAAAAUCUAACUUCAUCUUGUCAUAUACAGUAGAACCCCUCUAAUAUGUUUUCCACAGUACCGCGUAAAAAAAUAAGAAAUGCUAGAAAUGGGAAAAGUGUGCGAAUAUGCUGUUAAAAUCACACGAAUGUGCUGGUAACACGGACACUCUGCGCAGCUUAGCCUCCAAAGAAUUUACAGUCGCAGACUGAUAAUAAGGACUCAAUGGGGACCACCUAAAGCUCCCAAAUAUUGGAUUUGGCAGAGAACAAGUGGCUUAUUUGAAAAUUAUCCGAAAAGGCUGGGUUGUAUUCCGAGAUCGUCACUUUCGGGGAGACCUUAUCUUUCGCAAGAUUUCGCUUGAUUAGUGCUAGACACAUCGGCGGCUCCGAGCGAUGCCUUUCUUGGUACAGUGCUGUCACCCAUCAACACAUUGGGUGCUACGAAACUUGUAGUAAUAUCCUCGAAAGUGAUUGUUCGAGAAUACAACUCAACUUUGUCAACACAUUGCUGUAUGCAUGUACAUACACUCGCAUGUGACCUGGUCAGUUCGUAUUUCGACCAUUGUCAUGCUAUCUCUACAGAUAGACGGAAGUACAGUCAAUGCCUGCACCUAGUGUUCAUCCCCUGGCAACAUUACCGAAGUCAAGCAACUUGCAAUAGCCGUAUGACGGCGGGUUUCUACCACAGUCAUUGUCUGGCGCUUCCUUCACAAGCGAGAAAGAUGGUGGUUUGCUUUCGCAUCUAUAUUCCAUCUUUCAUCCUAAAGCUGUAGUCAACAUUGUGUAGAUUGCAAGCCUGUAAUUCUGUGUUGCCAUAGUAUUUACAUAUUUUAAGCAUGUUUGUAUUAAAAGCGAUUGCUUAGCAAAAAUUCGAGCUGCCAUUGUCAAUGUCACUAUUUUCUCUUCAGUGCACUAUAUUAUAGUGGCUCCCAAUUUAUUUCAUAUUUUGUAGAACUAAAAAUGUGCACAUUUUUUAUCCUAUUUAUGCAAUUCCUUGCUUCAUUGCCUCCAAUAGUUCCUGGCAAGUCACAAGAUUCCCUCUCAGGUGCCUGUUUGAAAAAGUGUACAGAAAAACAGAAGUGUUGUUUGUGCAGUAUUAUCAGUGUUGGCAUGUAGAAUUGCAUAAAUUCAGCUGUUUAUAAUUAAGUAGCCUUUCUCUACGUAUUUGUUUGGGAUUUUCAAGUUUGUUGCAUUUAUUUUUGCCCCAUCAAAAAUGACAAGUGCACUAAGCAGCGCCGUCCGGCAUAGACUGAUGCUGUCACAUAGUUUCUUUGAUCACAUUUUUAAUGCAUAUCUGUGCAUACUAGUUGGCUUUUUCACACAUUUUGAAGGGACACUAAAGGCAACCAUAAAUUCAAGCUAGUUAUGGAUCAGCAUUCCAUUUGGUGCCCGAUGUAUCACUUUUCACUUACAGAAAAACCCACCGCGGUGACUCUAAUUGACUGCAGCAUCCUGCUGCUGUGCACAAGUUCAUGGGUUCAAUUCUGAGCCACCGUGAGAGCGAAAUGCAAAGAAUGCUCAUGCGCUUAGAUUUAGAUACACGUUAGAGAGCCCCAGAUAGUUGGAAUUAAUCCUGGGUUCCUUACUACAGCAUCUUCCAUAGCCAGUGCAUCAAUUCGGGGUGCUUAACUUCAUAAUUUGAUAACCUUCUAAAGCGCAGCUAUAAGGCGCGUCCCUCGUCAGCGUCCUUCGUCAUAACUGAGCAAACGAGCACAGUGAAGGAUGAAAAAGCGAACGCAGAGCACAGCGGGGGAUGAAAAACGGCGAUAGCGAAGAGAGCGAAAGGAGGAAAGCGGAGGAGGAAGGUAGAGAAGGUAUAGUGCUGCGCAAGACGGGCUCUGCAUUGACGACCGCUACGAGAUGGCGCCAGAGUAGCGUGCCGUCGUCUGUUCACCAAUGGCAUGCGGCGAGCGUAUCCACCGAUACCAUAUUUGGAAACAAAGCGCUGCAUGAGCAGAGGUCUGACUGCAGCGGGUACUUCACCCACAUGCUGCCUCUCGCGAUCUCCUGAUUAGCGAGGCAGUCGAGCCACACUUCGCUCCGUUUUCCAUGUGCUGCAUGAGACAGACUGUCUGCACCAGCCGGUAUAUCGUGAAAUUAAACAUGUAUAGAGCCAUCUCGCACUCUCGCUUGAACACAGCAGCAACGCAUUUACCCUCGCAGUUGUAUAAGCUCUAGCUGACAUUCAACACAAAGCCCGUGAAACUUUAAGUGAGACGUAGAAAUUACUGUCUACUGGUGAAAAAAAAAUUUUUCCAAGUAGAUUGUCAAUUCAAAUGAGGUAGAUGCAAGAUAGUUUUUAAAAUAUGUUUCAAAAUGAAUAUUAAGGUCCCAGGCUCUUCUUUGAUUAUCAUUUCAUACCACCCACACUGUCAUACACUGGCCUUCACUACCACACAAAGCCAGCUGUGGAACUUAGCUUAAAAGCUUCGCUGGUAACAAAAUGCAGCUUGACCAAUUUUAUUGGAUUUUGAAGUUUGAGAACUCGCUACCUUUCCACACCGCUUUGUCAGUACUUUUUACAAGAGAGUGGUGCCCCCUCUGUGCCAUCCGCAGACUCAUAGUAGGAGUUGUUCCCAGCAGAGUAAGGUCUAAAAAAUCACUAGUGCAGCUAUGCAAGAGAACUCAUUUCUUGCUAGCCAUUCAAAUCGUGGAGCUACUAUUGUGUGGCCCCUUCGGUUAACAUUUUCUCUGCAACAAUGUCACCUCUUGCCAUAGAACAAACAUUUGCAAGGGUUGUGGAAGACUAACAACGUAGACUGAUUCAAUGAUUGGCUUUGUGUCCUUUUAAGUCUGAAAUGCCGCUGGUAAAACACGUCUCAUUAAAGCAUAUCAAAUAUAUUGUAUGUGCAUUCAUAUGAAGCAUGGGCUGCGUGUGCCGUGUACAUUUCAGCCUUCAUAUGUUCUGUGUAAUGAUGUGAUGGCAGUCAGCACAAAUUUCCAUUGCUCUGCUGGACAUGUUGAGCAGUUUGACUGUGGCUUGUUUGUGACGUACUAAGCACCACAGCAAAGAGGGAAAGGAAGCGACCCUCAUUGCUGAAAGGUCAAGCCUAGAUGAACCGUAGCUAAUUUUGGAUUGACAAUCACUGUUUAUGGUAGACCGGGAAAGCAUAGAAAUGUAGUUAACCAGCUGUCUCGUAAAUCGUUAUUUUGUCUAAGCUGCUUUCAAAACUGAUAAGAAAGAAAAACACCUUGCUUGUGUUGUUUACCAAGUCGUGUGAGCUGAUACUUGUGCUCAGCAUUGUUUGUUCUGCAAAAAUUUGAUUGGAGGAUGUCAGCCUUGGUGCAGAGAGAGGAAUGUCUACACUUCUUCUUUCUGGGGUUUUACGUGCCAAAACCAGUUCUGAUUAUGAGGCACACCGUAGUGGAUUAAUUUUGACCACCUGGGGUUUUUUAACUUGCACUACAACGCAAGCACACAGGUGUUUUUGCAUUUCACCUCCAUCGAAAUGUGGCCUCGAUUCUGCGACCUCGUGCUCAGCAGCGCAAGAUGUCUACACUAGUUAGUACGUAAGUGAAGUUAGUAUGUAGAUGAUGUAAACCUUGUGAUGGGUGCCAUGCUUGUACUGAAACAAUGUGUUUAUGUUUUAUUGACGACACUGUUGUUUUACUGUCACUUGUGAUGCUUGCAUCCUUAGAAAAGACAGCAAACCCUCAGACCCUGGUUCUCACAGUUGUGUAUGUGGCUGCACACUGGAGCUAUUUGUGGUGACAAAUACAAGCUGCACAUUUGAUUUUCACAAAAUAAUAAAUGUCACAAGAAAAAGGUGUCACAGGGAAACAGUGUCACAGUGUGGCCCAGCAUAAUCUCAAGUUGAACGUAGCACUGUCAAGUGUUUUGCUGAGCUGGGUUUCGAGCUGGGCUUCAGCCCUUAUUGUGUUGGCCUUCAGCAUGUGUUUGCAUUUUCAUUAACCAUUGGUACAGAGAGUGUUCACUCAGCUUUACCUCGCAUUCAAGCAGGACUCUGUUACCUUGAAUUUACUGAUAAGCCAAGCAAUUAGGGACUUCAGUUCCCAUAGAUUUGAUGCACUUUGGUUACCUCAACUUCUAGCAGAACAAUCAUAUUGCUGUGUCUCGUUGUGUUUGGCUUGAGGGAAGUCUACUUUGUCACAAAGCAAAUAACCUAGCUAAGCGCUUCACACUUGCAAAUUUCUUUGUUGAACAGCUUUCUCUUUUCCUUGGGUGUCUUAACUACGAACAUCUGCACUAUGCGCACAAUGUCUAUGAAUUUUUACGUUACUUGUCUAAGGAGGCGUGCCUGGCAUUGCACACUCUGUGAACAAUAAGUUAGUUGGUCACGCCUGCAAAGCCCCUAAGUAAUGUUGUUUAGUGUGGUUCUUGCAUUUGUUUUUUAUUAUUAUUAUUAUUUGGGGAAGCUUGUAAUCAAACAUUUCAAAUUUGGUACUUUGCCUGUAAUUAACAACUUAACAGUUUGCAAUGAGCUCACAUCAUCAUUAUGACCGCUUCUGUGGUUCAUGAACAGGCCAUUUUAUCGUAACCUUUUUUCUUUCUGUCAUCUUCAGGGUGUCCUUUUUUAGCACUCCUUGCCAUACUUUUCAUGGUUUAGAGUAAAGAGUAACGUAGAGCACUAAAGAAUCCACUGGCCAUUUUCGUCCUUUUUUAGUGAAAAAAGCAUUCACCAUUAAAAGGUUAAAGCACACAGUUAUGUGCUCAUGAAAGAGAAGCUGUCCAUGUUCCUGGGUUGUCAUACAGUAGUUUAGUCACGUCUGCAAAUUUGUUGCUUAUCUAUUUAUAAAACUUGCUAAUCCUUUGUUAACCUCUUCAACUGUACUUCUUUAGACAUUUAUUAUCAAAGGCCCUCAAGCAUUGUGCAAUGAGUUUCUGGUAGAGGGCAAGGUGCUGAGUCGGCAGUAUUUUAAAGGCACAGGUUCAGUUGAAAGAGCUGUACCUGACAUAGAACUGUUGAGGCCUCGUAGUACACGCUUAGUAUUUAUUUCGUUUCUUGGGUCCAGUGCAUUUUUAGAUUGCCUAGCUAUGUUCUACAUUUGGGAAUUUCGUUUUUGGAAACACCUUUCCUGUAAUAUACUAGUACAACCUUACUGUGGACACACUCUUAGCCUGUUCAUUCCGAAUUUUUGUUAUGCUUACUUAGCAAGAAACUAAUAAUAACAAGCAAACUGAGCCUAAGCUCACAUACAGUGCGACGCAUGUGGUGACAUGAUGUUAUACAUCUGCCACCAAGGCCAUGAGUGGAACUGUAACACUCCCAGGGCUAAGAUUACCAUACGUACACAAGUUCCCUAGAAGGUUGGUAGAAAAAAUGACAGCUGUCCAUGUAUGUCACAAAAAGUUCGUGGAAGAAGCAAGAAGACGGACAGAAAGACAAUCUUUCUGUUCGUCUCGCGUUUCUUCCACUUAUCUUUUGCACCACUGACAUUGACAGCUAUGCACGGACUUGCCCAAAAUUCCACUUCACUCGUGAGAGCCACUACCAUAGCUCAACUGGUAGAGCACCACACCCAUCAUACAGAGGUUGUUGGUUCAGCUCUCAGCCACGGAAAAGUUCUUUUUUUCCACUUUCGUUUUGCCUUUGUUAUUUCUACACCAGCAUUUUAAAAGGUAGAGUUAAUUUCCCCUAUGCACUUGUUGGCUUUAUUGUCUGUUGGCUUCAUUUGAUUGUUCCUAACAAUAGGCCUCUCGGAUCCCCCGAUUAUGUACAGAUGAGUUUUCCAUGCUCGCGAAGACUAUCAUCUCGGAAAUGGCAAUAUAGUUCACUCUAGUUACUGCAUAAACUUGUGCAACAGCUGUACCUUUCCUUUCUAGCAUUUUUUUCUUCUAACAAAUUUGUGUUCCAUUAUUACGUGAAUUUGUAAACGAAGGUUAUUUCCAAGAAUUAAUCUGCUUCUCUUCGUAACAUAAAACCACCAGGAUAAAUUAGAUGUCAUAGUCGAGUGAAAAAGAAUACUGCCUAUUAAUUAUGAUUACCAAGUAAACCAGAUAAAUUUCAGUCAGCAAGCAAAUUGCAAUCUUCAGAUAACUGUCUUGGCUUGCGCAAAAUAGUCUGAAAUGAGCGAAUUAUUUCACCAAACUUGCCUACUGAAAUAGUAUCCAACUCUGUUUAGUCCAAAACACUUUUAUACACUCUCUUUUCACACAUGCCUUGUGAGAUGACUGACUAUAUGAGAAAGGAUGAGAACACUGAAAUCGAAAGCUAGCUGUUAUCACUGAUUCCAGCUCGAUACCUUCAGCUCAGGAAUGAUAAUUCCUCGUGGGUUGCCGUUGACAUCUCCAAUAAGGGUUAGAGAUCUAAAAUAGUGCCUCCUCAGUUAAGGCCACAAUUCAAGAAUUGAAUGCCAAGACGCGUACAAAUUGGCAACAUGCAUGUGAAGAAUAUCACGAGAUUUUGUUGAUUCAACAAGCCCUAUAUAUAAUAGGCGAAACUGGUCACCCUGAUGGUGAUGACAUGAUACGUUUAUAAGCUGGUUCUCAUUAUUUAAAAAAAAAUAUAAAGUACACAAGAAGGAACUUAAGUUGGAUUCAUGCAAUCGGAAGGAUCGACAUGUCAGUCUGUGGGGGCAAGCUCAAUAAGCUCAGUGCUGACGAAUCACACCACCACACAAGGACUCCAUAGACCAGCUGCCACUUGUGCGAUCGCUGCAACUCGCCAUGUUAUGUUUGUGUGUGGAACGAAUCUGCAAUUCAUCCUGCUGUGCAAAUUCACCUUUAGAGGUAUGGCUAUUGCAUUAUUGUCUGCUGUUGCGCAAGACUAUACAGUAACUGGAUUAUUUUUCAUGGAUUUCAUUUAUGAAGAGCAAUUUAGUGUGAUACAUUAUGAACAGAAGUGAGCAUUUAAGAAUCCGCGCUGGUGUGUAAUAUUUUGAAUGCAUAUUUAUUUAUAUGGGGGACAUGUGUCAAUGCCAGUAGAUGCACAGAAUCUUCGACAACAGCCUAUAUUAUUGUGCCAUUGUUUUCGCAAUGUUUUUUGCAUGAAGUUAGUACUGGGUACUAAAAGCUUUGUUCCUGGAAAUAUCGUAUUGGACGAUCUCGUUUUUGUUUUGUUCCAGGAUUGUUUCAGCAUUUGUUUGUUUGUUACACUCCGUGUGCCAUGAUUAACAGCAACAAAAUAAACAAUGCAGCACAAAAAUAAAUG
Messenger RNA from Dermacentor silvarum, 8753 nucleotides. Its product is annotated as glucoside xylosyltransferase 2. Gene Ontology annotation, biological process: protein O-linked glycosylation via N-acetylgalactosamine. The record is from RefSeq and is a predicted model, not a curated record. The transcript has 6 exons. Gene Ontology annotation, molecular function: UDP-xylosyltransferase activity. NCBI's taxonomy places the organism in Eukaryota, Metazoa, Arthropoda, Arachnida, Ixodida, Ixodidae. The coding region runs from base 375 to 1538 and encodes 387 amino acids.